UUGCUGAUUUCUAUCUAUCAUGGGAAAAUAGCCGCUCGACUCGAGCCAGAGGAGGAGGAGGAGGAGGAGGAAGAGAUCCCCUGUCAGUCAUCAUUCAGAGGAGCCAGAGGAGAGGAGAGAGAGAGCGGAGAGGGGAAGUUUUAACGUGGACACCGUGGAGGAAGUUAAACAUCAUUUUUAUUCCCCCCCCUCCCACCUCUCCGCCUCGAUCAGGGGAAGUCAUUUUUAGCGGACACCGGACGAUGUGAUGACUUCGGCGCUUUCUCUCUGGAUGACCACGAGCUGCACCUCUGCUGACACGAUGCUCAACUUCCCCCGCUGCUCGCUGCUCCCAGUGGUGGCGGUGGCUGUCCUCACAGCUGUUCAAGUUGCUGAGGGUCAGAUGUUUGCCGAAGACGUUGGGACGUCUGCAGUCCCGUCUCCAGUUUAUCCCACUGUCAACUUUCAGGUCCUCAAUGUGAAUCACGUGUUUCUGAGGCAGGAUAGUUCGCAGCCAACGGGGAACUCCAGCCUGAAGGCUCAGACUAAGACUUUUCUCAUCACUGGUCCCAUCACUGGGCUCCUCCAGCCAGUCGUCAAUGCCUCAUACGGCCCCCUGACUGUAGAUGCACCGAUUCAACCAGACCAGCUCCUCAGUGGGCCCAGGAUCCUGCCCGUUCUUUUGGUUCGCCAGGUUCGUUCCUCGUCACCUGUUGUCAAGAUUCUCUUCCACAUGCCCAAAGAAAGUGGCAUCGCUUUUGGGCAAGAAAGUUCAGAGUCUGGUGAAGCCAAUGGGAGGAAAAGCGCUGGUGCAAAGGCAAAGGAUGGAGCUCAAUGCGUGACGGCCUACGCCUUCUGGGAGACGAGGGAAGUUCGCGGGGCAUGCUUGGUGUCGCCAGGUGGAUUCUGUGUGGCACAGCUGAAGCCAGAACCCGCCUGGUUCAGCUCAGGCAGCCGAUCCGGCAGCUCUAGCAGGGAAGCGGGAAGAACCGAAGGAGUUAAAGGGAUUCAGGGGAACCUCGUGGAGGUCUACUUUCAGAGUCGCAGGGAUCAGACAGGCCAGUGCACCCCACAGGAUAGCUUGCAGCGCGUGGGAGUGGGAAGAGGAAGAGACUCUGGGGGAUCAGGGACACCCAUGAGGCGGGUAGGAAGUGUCAACCUGCUCAGAACUCCACCAGGGAAUCCCACCUUUUUCCGACUGAGGCUUGGAGGCGCCGUGGUGAUUCAGACUUCCUCCAAGCCCCUGAAGACCACAGACGUUGCAACUUUCUAUGUCUUCCUGGCUAGCACGUCAACCCUGGAAACUUUCACUCUCAGGGCAUCGGUGAAAACAGGCCUGUCAUUCAGUGCUGUGCGACCCAGUGACUCAGCUCUGUGGGACAUCGUCGCGGAGCCCGGCAGAGGAGCGACCGUCUCCGUCGUCUGUCAGAGGAAGGUCGCGAUCACUGCAAAGAGGGGUCUUUUGGAAGUUUUACAACUGGACUUUGUGCCAAAAGAUGUCUCCGAGCAGGUGGAGAGUCAGAGCAUCUCCUGGCGCCUGGAGUUGCCCGGCAAUGUCAAGGACGCUGGCAUAAUGCGGAUCUACACAACACAGAGGGACUAUGUGGGUCUGGCACCUCUGGUCAUGAACACUGAUAUCUUGAACACUGCGGCUCUGACGGGUGAAACGGUGUCCAUCCCUGUGAAUACUCUGGCUGUGGAGGCCGAUGGCUCAGUUACUGAUGUGACCAAGUACACCAGCUGUAGGUCUACAGAGGAGGAUGUACUCAAGGUGUCGGAGCGAUGCGACUUUGUGUAUGUAAACGGGAAGGAGACGAGGGGGAAGAGCAGGGUGAUGCUCAACUUCACUUACGGUUUCCUGAGUGCCCAGCUGGAGAUGAGCGUGUGGAUGCCUCGCCUGCCCCUGGACAUCGAUGUGGCCGACCCAGAGCUCAGCCAGAUCAAAGGCUGGAGGGUUCCUAUUACCACGGGCAACAGGAGGUCGACUUGGGACAGCGAAGAAGAGGAGGAGAUGAGGAAGGGCAGAGGUUGCAUGCUGCAGUACCAGCACUCUGCGCUCAGGGUGCGGACACACUUCAUGGCCCAGGCUGACGCCGAGGCCCUGCCUGACCCGCUAACUGGGGCAGAGCCCGUUGAGUACUUCCUGGGUCCUGACUGGCAGGUGGAUGUGACCAAUCUUGUGCGCAGCUCUCUUAAAGUGGCAGAUCCUGACGUAGCCAGGGUGCUGGAUGGGGUGGUGGUGCAGGGACGUGCUGUAGGCGCCACUGCUGUCCAGGUGCUGUCCCCUGUGACGUCGUCGGUGCUGGCUGAGAGGAGCAUCAGGGUGGUGGACGACAAAGUGAGUGUGACGGAGCUGGGGGUGCAGUUGGUUUCCGGACUCUCUCUGUCCCUGCAGCUCAGCCCGGGGAGCAACAGGGCCAUCGUUGCCACGGCAACCGCCAGGGAGACGAUCACGCAGCUCAAACAGGAAGCGGUGGUCAGCUGCUGGGUUCAGUUCAGCGAUGGCGCCGUCUCUCCACUGGAGCUGUUUGACCGCAGUAUCUACUCCCUGACAGUCUCAACCCCAGAUGAGGAUAUAGCCACUGUACGCCGCACCCCACAGUCCACAUUCGUAGUGGCACAAGGCGAAGGUAUUGGCCAGGGGGCAGUAGUGAGAGUGGAGCUGAGGAUCUGUGAGGAAUGCCAGAAAUCCAAGAGGAAGAGCAAGUUGGCGGUGGGCACGGGGCUCCUCAGGAUCAACAUCCAGAGCAGCAGCAGAGGUAGCAGUGAUGAAUCUAAAGAUUCUGAUGGUGGUGCGUCAGAAUUGGUAGGUGAGCUUAAAACAACACAGCCUGCAGUCACAGAUUUGGAUAAAUGGUUGUUCAGAAGCACAGUACCUGAUCAGCAAGAGUCCACCCUGAAAGAGACUAGCACCUCGACCACAUUUACUACUAGAUAUGUGCAGCCACGUGUUGUGUGGAUCGGGACUACAAUCAGAGCUACAAGAGGUACCACAAAUGCUGUCAUUCCCUCAACCGCCACUAUGGCUAUCAGCAAGUCAAGCUUACAUACACCAAUGAGCACCGUCAGACCUGUAGAUCCAACAGUGGGCUUAGAUACUAAAGGAGAGGGACAAAAGAGAAGCUACGGGAACAUGCUAGACAACUCCAAUUCACCCCCGAACAAAGACCCUCCUAUAGCAGAAAUUACACCCAAGAAGGAGCCUCCGAAAACUAAAACUCCAAAAGUAAUCGAGAGCGACCUCAUCAGGACAUUCAAAGCCAUGACAGACAUGGAAAUCGGCAUGUAUGCCUUGGUGGGGGUCUCCUGUGUUGCUAUCCUGGCAUUUUUGCUCAACUGUGCUUCGUAUAACCUAUGUUUCCGGAAUCAUAAGACACCCAUACAGGCAGGUCCACCACCCAGCGGGAACCUGAAGGAUCACAAGCACGACUGGGUGUGGUUAGGGGGCAGCAAUAAUAACGCUCCGGUCCCAGGCGCCCCUGCCCAAGUGUCGACGCUAAAACGCGAGGCUCACCGCCCUCUGGAAUCCCGUCAUUCCAUGGACUCCAUCGCCCAUCGCAGCAUGGAGAGCACCCUGCCCACGGUGAGCGCCCCUGCCGUCCCCGAAAGAACUGCAACCCUGGGCCGCAGCAGGACCAGCUCCCAACAGCAGUUUCAGACAAAAGCCAUCGACCCCAUGGCGAACCGUUCAGCCACUUUGCUGGCCAGGCCUCAUCGCACGGAGCCGCUCCAUUCCCCCACUAGUAAGCGGAACCAGGUCCAGUUCACCACCUUCACCACACUGGACAUCAAGCACUUGGCUGCACUGAAGAAGAACGGUGUGGACUUAAACUGGGCCAACCAGCAGCAGACAAAGCAACACCAGGCCCCCGUCGAGCCCCAGGCACCUUUACCUGACAUGCCGUGGCCCGUGGUCAAACCUAUGGGAGAGCCCCAGUGAGUUUGUCGGGAUGUGUUUGUGUGAGUAGGAGAGAGCGGGAGAACAAAAGAGUUUUGCUUCUUUGAAGUUUGUUCGCAGAAUGUCUAAAGUAAAUAAGCUGUUUGUUUGCUUUUUUGAUAAAAGAUUAAAACACUUUAGGAGAUUUUAUUGGGGUUAUUUAUUGAGGGUAGAUGAAGGACGUUUUAUAUUAAAGAAUCCUGUAAAUACAUUAUAUAAUGGAGUACCCAUGAAGAGCAACAUAGGAGACAUUGUGUUAAGUUUUCAAGAUUCAAAACAUGAUUUUAUCCUCUAAAUGCAAGAUGCGCUCUCCAGGUCUGAAGCUGUAAAUAAACAUAUAUCUAUACUACUACUUAUUUCUGCAUUUCUAACUCAAAACAAAUGAAGUUUCAUCUCCUCGUUCUUUUGUACAAUUCUGUUGCCCCUGUAGGAUCGGCUCCAGAUAUUGCUAGUUGUCAGGGUAAAUGCAGUACGUGAGGGAUUAUUUCUUGUAAGUAAUUCUAUUCUUUUCCAGCCUUUUGUACUCUUUUUUUUUUUUUUUUUUUUUUUAGGAUUCCUCCAGCGAAUACCUGAAGAGUCUGUGCAAUUUGUCAGAGAAUAUGCAACAUUUAUCAAGUUAUUUUGAGCAAUCUGUCACUGUAGUCUUCACCGGAUAUUUAUUCAAAUCAAAUGCAUGCUAUGCAAAUACAGUCCGUGCAGAGUUUGAAGUGGACAGUGUUUCUGAAUUUUUUAACUAAGUUACCUUGGGCUUAAGGCUCCUCCUGGGGGCCUGCUCCAACAAUUUGUAGCAAUGUCUAAUCUUGGUCUCUUGAGUCAGAGCAAUACAUAUUCAACUACAAGAAUUUUUUUUCAUGUGUGAAUGAAAAAUGAUGAUGCCUUUUCUAUGUAACAUCCUCUUCUUUUUAAACCAAAAUGUGGUGUGUAUUUCCUAUGAGAUCCCAUCAAUAAAGAACAAAUGGAUACAUUUGUCAUAGCGUAAAUUCAAUUUGAUUCAAUCGUUGUUGUUUUUUUAAAAGCCUUAGAAAUAGUAAAGUAUCAUUCAUAGGGAAGCACAGUGAAUGGGCUGGAUUAUAGGCUGAAGCUCUUCUAUGAAUCAGUGGGAUUUAAUUAUGUUAAAUCACUCGCAAAUGUGAUUUAAGGCUGAUGUCAUUCAGCAAAAUGUCAUUCUGACAGCAGCGUAUUUGAUGUGCCUGCCAAUAUUGGGAUUCUGUGCUGCACAAAAUAACUGUUAUACAGAGAGUGAAAGAGCAACGGGAGAAGAGAGAGUGAUUCCCAUUUUGUGUAUUGUGACAUUCUCCCCGAAGAAUUACAGGUAUUUUAUCUAGGCUGGAGGGUUGCAAAUGAUAACUCAUGGCUCAUUUGUCUCCCCCCCACCCCCCUUCUCCUCCCUGUGUCUCUGAGGUGACCACAGCUACACUCCUCAAAAUUACAUUCCGGGAGCUGUGAUGCAUAAACAGCGUCCGCGGCUUAAAGAAGCCCAGAUAAUCUGAUGCCCUGCACCUCAGGAAUUGGCAGUCGGGGAUAUGACAGUGAGCAUCACGGCUCCCUGCUGCACGACAGCAUCGGAUGGAUUUAGAGUGUUGAUAAAAGCAGUUUUAAUAACUUUCCCCCCAAAAAUUCUUUAUACCUACAGGCCCAGUGGUUUUGUACGUGUAUAAACUCGCUACCCUUUCCAGUCAGUUUAUCUGUCCAGCAGCGGCAGGGAAAGUAAACAAACUCCCCUCAGAGAUAAGCAGUGAUUCAAAGCUGUUUCUGCGGUGCAUCGU
Messenger RNA from Acanthopagrus latus (yellowfin seabream), 5682 nucleotides. RefSeq names its product transmembrane protein 132D. The coding region runs from base 248 to 3919 and encodes 1223 amino acids. Lineage: Eukaryota; Metazoa; Chordata; Actinopteri; Spariformes; Sparidae. The transcript is spliced from 10 exons. The record is from RefSeq and is a predicted model, not a curated record.